Molecule: messenger RNA, 1462 nt
Organism: Gekko japonicus
Lineage: Eukaryota; Metazoa; Chordata; Lepidosauria; Squamata; Gekkonidae
Product: tubby protein homolog
Exons: 10
Biological process (GO): protein localization to cilium
Cellular component (GO): cilium
Source: RefSeq, a predicted model, not a curated record
CGAGCAUUGCUAGAACAGAAACAGAAAAAAAAACGUCAGGAGCCACUGAUGGUUCAGUCCAAUGUGGACAGUCGCACAAGAACACGCAGAAUGAAACAGUCAGAAGAACAAGCACCACUAGUGGAAACUUACCUCAACAGCAACAGCAACACCAUUUAUCAUGUACAGGAUGCUGAGCAAGAAGAUGUAAAAGUGGUAGCAGACUCACAAGCUCCAAAACCAACUAAAAAAACCAAGGCAGCUACGGGAGGCUGUCAAACUGGCAACACCAGGAAGGAGAAAAAGGGGAAACAUAAAGGAAUUGAUGGUCCAGCUGCUUUUCAGGACGAUGUACAGGAAGUAGGGAGCCAGGUUCAGAUUCUUACUGUCGGAGAGGCUUGUCAAGAUGAGGAUGACGGUGAGACAUUGGCUAGCAAUCAGCAACAAAGCAAACAGGACCUUCGAGUAACGAUGCAGAAAAAAGGUAUUUCAAGCAGCAUGAAUUUUGAUGAAGAGGAAGAUGAGGAGGAUGAGGACAGUUCAAGUUCCUCCCAGUUAAACAGUAACACCAGACCAGGUUCUGCAACAAGCAAGAAAUCAAACAAGGAGACAGCUGCAGGGCCCAGCCCUUCAACAAACAGCCCUGUAAUAGAUGUUGAUGACCUGGAGGAAUUUGCUGUGAGACCCGCUCCUCAGGGUGCUACUGUCAAAUGCCGAAUCUCAAGAGACAAGAAGGGAAUGGACCGUGGAAUGUACCCUACUUACUACCUCCAUUUGGAAAGGGAGGAUGGUAAAAAGGUGUUCCUGUUAGCUGGAAGGAAGCGAAAAAAGAGCAAAACCUCAAAUUACCUCAUCUCCAUAGACCCGACAGAUCUGUCACGAGGGGGAGAGAGUUUCAUUGGGAAACUGAGAUCAAACCUCAUGGGUACUAAGUUUACAGUUUAUGAUAAUGGAGUAAACCCAAUGAAAACAACAUUGAGUUUAGAGACAAGUAAUUUACGCCAGGAGCUAGCUGCCAUUUGCUAUGAGACAAAUGUUUUGGGGUUUAAAGGUCCUCGCAAAAUGAGUGUCAUCAUCCCAGGAAUGAGUAUGGACCAUGAAAGGGUUUCCAUCAGACCACGCAAUGAACAUGAAACACUCCUUGCAAGGUGGCAGAACAAAAACACAGAGAGCGUCAUUGAGCUGCACAACAAAACCCCGGUCUGGAACGAUGACACCCAAUCUUAUGUUUUAAAUUUUCAUGGUCGUGUAACACAGGCCUCGGUGAAAAACUUCCAAAUUAUUCACGAUAACGAUCCUGACUACAUAGUGAUGCAAUUUGGCCGUGUCGCCGAAGAUAUUUUCACCAUGGACUACAACUACCCCAUGUGUGCACUUCAAGCCUUUGCCAUUGCUCUGUCCAGUUUUGACAGCAAGUUGGCUUGUGAGUGAACAGGUUAUUAUCUGAGUCUCACUCAGCCAAAACCAUGUACCACCAGAAGAA